GUGACUAUUCGAUCAGAGCUGAUCCAGAACUGAUCAACAAAGCGUAACGAAGUUGUAUGUUUUCGUAAAAACAAUAGCGAAGUAACAAGUGAUUAUAGGUAUCUUACAAUCUCAUAAUAUUUUUAAGACAAACAACCAUGAUCAAACAAAUAGACACUACAAGUGCCUUGAUCAUUAUGCUUUGUUCCUUUGCAAUUAUUUCCCGGAAAUGUUUUUCUUUGUGUUUGUUUACAGAACAUAAACACAGCGUGCGUUAAAAGUGAAAGUGUUGAACGAAAAACGAAAGUGAUCCAGCGACGAUUUUUCGUCUGCGUUAUAAGCACUUCCGGUUCGAUAAUUACAACUAGAUUUUCCUCAUCGCAGCUGAAUAAUUCUAAUUGAAUGGGCAGAAAAGUAAAGGUGAUUCGACCGUGACCAUCACGUCUUUUUUUCGUUUUUUUUUUUUUGAGGUAUGUAGAAUCACAUUAUCCAAUAUGCCUUUCUUUACUGAAAAUAGGGAGUGCACUGAAAGGAUUAAGCUGUUAGGUUGAGCAACCGGCUAGUGGCUCCUUCGUCAAAUCAUUUCUCUCAAUACAGUUUUACUCGGCUGAUUACAUCCAAGCCAACACGAUCGAGCUGACAUAUGAUCAAAAGCGUUCUAACCAGGACCAUCUCUAUUUUAAAAGUCUGGAACUAAAUUAUCUAAUAUCUUUAUGAAAAAGACUAACCAUGUUGAAGAAUGGAAUUUUUCCUGACGAUAUCAUAAUUCAUAAUGUGACGUUUAUCAGCUCAUCUGAUGGUAACAAUGUAAUAUGAGAUAUGUUUCCUUUAAUAAGUUGUGACUAGUCUGACGUUAGUAAAAAGUCAUUUUCUCACAAAUAAUUGAAACAGAUCGGUUCAUGACAACAUGUCAUAUCGGUAGAAUAUAUUGCUGUGAUAAUAUUUUAAAUUUGAUUUCAACUGAUUCAGUGAAAGAAAAUACAUUUCUUUGUGAUGGUAGAGAAGAGGUUUUCAUUUUAUUGUAAAUGUUUCCAUGGAAAAUAGUAGAAUAUAUUGUAUAUUGUCUAUUAAAGCAUUAUGGGUCAGACAAUGUUUGAAACAGAAGCAAAACCUUACAGUUGUCAUAUUUGUGGAAGAUCUUUUUCUAAAAAUUCUAAUCUAACUGCUCAUAAACGUACUCAUACAGGAGAGAAGCCAUACCAUUGUGAAUUCUGUGGUAAAUCUUUUUCUCGUAACAGUGCAGUAACUUAUCAUAAACGUAUUCACACUGGAGAACAACCAUACCACUGUGAAAUAUGUGGCAAAGGAUUUUCUUUUAACAGUAAGUUGCUGCUUCAUAUUCGUAGUCACACUGGUGAAAGACCAUUCCAUUGUGAAACUUGUGGGAAAUCCUUUUCGUGUAAUAAUAAAUUAUCAUGUCACAAACGUAUUCAUACAGGAGAAAAACCUUACCAGUGUAAAACUUGUGGGAAAGCAUUUUCUCACAGUGGUCAUCUAUUAAUUCAUAAAAGGACUCAUACAGGAGAAAAGCCAUAUAACUGUGAAAUAUGUGGGAAAGCAUUUACUAGCAGCAGUAGUUUAGGUGAUCAUAAACGUGUGCAUACAGGAGAGAAACCAUACCAGUGUGAGAUCUGUGGGAAAGAGUUUUCAUUCAAUAGACAUUUAAAAAAUCAUAGAUUUAGUCACACCGGAACACCAUAUCCUUGUGAAUUCUGCGGAAAGACGUUUUCUUUGAAAAGCCAAUUAUCACUUCAUGAAAGGAGCCACACAGGAAAUGGAUCAUAUUCCUGUGAAAUCUGUGGGAAAUCUUUCUUGUUAAAAGGUAGAUUAAAUUUUCAUAAAAUUAUUCACACGGGCAAUAAACCAUUUGAGUGUGAAAUUUGUGGGAAAGCCUUUUCGCAAAAGUCUCACUUAAAAGAUCAUAAACUCACUCAUACUGAAAGAACAUUCCAUUGUGAAAUUUGUCUGAAAGUAUUUUCACGUAAAGUACAUUUAUUAAACCAUAAACAUACUCACUCUGAUGAAAAGCCAUACAAAUGUGAAUUUUGUGGAAAAGCAUUUUCUCAAAGUCGUUAUGUAUCCCGGCAUGUACGUACUCAUACAGGAGAUAACCCAUACCAUUGUGACAUUUGUGGUAAAGUAUUUACUUACAGUACACUUUUGUCUGAUCAUAAACGGACUCACACUGGAGAAAGACCAUACCAAUGCAUAACAUGUGGGAAAGCAUUUUCUCGUAGCAGUAACUUAUCAAACCAUAGGUGGACUCAUGCAAGAGAAACACCAUUCCGGUGUGAAACUUGUGGGAAAGCAUUUUGUUCUAAAAGGAGAUUGACUGAUCAUAAAUGGACUCACACUGGAGAAAAACUGUACCGCUGCGAAACAUGUGGGAAAGCAUUUUCUCGAAAUAGUAAUCUAACUCGUCAUAAAAGUAUUCAUACAGGAGAAAAAAUAUACCAAUGUGAAUUUUGUGAGAAAUUAUAUUAUAAAAAAGAGAAUUUAACAGAACAUAUACGUACUCACACAGGAGAAAAACCUUACCAAUGCGUAAUUUGUGGGAAAGCAUUUUCCAGAAACAGAAGCCUGUCAAACCAUUAUCUUAUUCACAAAGGACGAUGACCAUAAUAUGACAUUUGUCAAAAUGUGAUCUUGUUUAAAUGUUAAGUAGUCCUGCAACAUUUGUUCACAAAUAAAAUGUAACUUAGAAAAUUAUGGAAUAUUUUUUGAAAAUCAACUUUUACAAACUUUUAAAUAAAUAUAUUGAGACAGAAGAGCCUUUAUUACUGUGAUGUUUGUUGUAAAACCUUGACUAGUCUAUAACAUUUUAUCAUCUCUCUAAUUGUUUAAAUGUAUAUUCAAUGCUCAGAACAUUAAAAACAUUUAUGUUUAAAUAUGCUGUGAAGGUAAAAUAAUAUUAAUUGAUGACUAACAUUUGUUUUGUCAUUUUUCUCAACAAGUACAAGACACAGCUUCAGCCAUGUUUUAAUCUUAUUUGGUUUCCUCAUUA
Octopus bimaculoides (California two-spot octopus) is the source of this 2983-nucleotide messenger RNA. RefSeq lists its product as uncharacterized. Gene Ontology annotation, molecular function: DNA-binding transcription repressor activity, RNA polymerase II-specific; RNA polymerase II cis-regulatory region sequence-specific DNA binding. The record is from RefSeq and is a predicted model, not a curated record. Lineage: Eukaryota; Metazoa; Mollusca; Cephalopoda; Octopoda; Octopodidae. Gene Ontology annotation, biological process: regulation of transcription by RNA polymerase II. Gene Ontology annotation, cellular component: nucleoplasm.